Aspergillus luchuensis is the source of this 1572-nucleotide messenger RNA. RefSeq lists its product as uncharacterized. The record is from RefSeq and is a predicted model, not a curated record. Bases 1 to 1572 code for a protein of 523 amino acids. NCBI's taxonomy places the organism in Eukaryota, Fungi, Ascomycota, Eurotiomycetes, Eurotiales, Aspergillaceae. The transcript has 4 exons. Gene Ontology annotation, molecular function: iron ion binding; oxidoreductase activity, acting on paired donors, with incorporation or reduction of molecular oxygen; monooxygenase activity.
AUGACCAUCCUCAUACAAAUCCUUGCAGCUACUCCCAUGACAAGCGCUGGUAUCUUCCUAGCGCUCACUCUCACUAUUUACUCCAUCUACCAACGAUACCUACACCCCCUUGCCAAAUACCCCGGUCCAUUCCUAGCAUGCCUGACCGACCUCUGGCAGGUUUACCAAUUUCUGACCCUCAAGCAACCAUACAACCUAACAGAGCUCCAUGCCAAGUAUGGACCAAUUGUCCGGUAUGGGCCAGACAAACUCAGCAUAACCAACGAAGGGGCUAUCCAAGCAAUCUACCAGAAAGGCGGAAGAGGAAUGCCAAAAACAGAGUUCUAUGAUGCAUACGGCGCAGCUCAUCCGAAUGUAUUCGGUAUGCGGGAUGAAGAACAACACUCCAUCCGCAGACGCCACAUGUCUUACGGGUUCUCGAUGAGCUAUGUGAAAGAGAUGGAACAAUACAUGGACUUGAAUAUACGAAUUCUAAGAGAUAAGAUCGGAGAGCAUAGUGCUCAGAAUCGGAUAUUCGACCUGAAAAAGGCCCUGCAUUAUUACGUGAUUGACGUCCUUGGUGAGCUGGCCUUCAGUCAAUCAUUCGGGGUCCAGGAGACGGAUGAUGAGACACGAGUCCCGCCAGUCAUCGAACAUAGUCUGCUUGCGGCUGUUACUGGUGCCUGGCCUGCUAUGACAGCAACACUGAAGAAAUAUCUUCCAUUUGUUCCAUACAAGCCCCUUCAACAGCUCUUUGCUGGCCGCAAAGCUUGUGCGGAUCUCGCGUCGGAGUGUGUUCGACGUAGGUUGGGGGAUUUUGGUGGAGAUACGAUGUCCAGAAGCGACGAUAGGAAGGACGUCCUAACAAAUCUGAUUUUGGCUAAGCAUCCUGAUACUGGUGAGCAUCUUACACAGACGGAUCUUGAGACUGAGGCUUUUGGGUUUAUUAUUGCGGGAACACAUACUACGAGUGCCACGACAACUUUGUUGUUUUACCACCUGCUUCAUAACCCCCAGUAUAUGGAGGAGUGCGUAAAGGAGAUCGAGGCCAAUCUGCCUCCCCUUACACACGGAGAGACAGCCUAUUCUGUAUCCGCCGCAGAGGCCGCCCUACCGUUCUUGCGCAACUGCAUAAGGGAGAAUUUCCGGAUUACGCCGGUCUUCACGAUGCCUCUAGCUCGGAGAGUGAUGAAUCCAACGGGUGUUGUAAUAGAAGGACAGCAUAUACCACAAGGGACAUCAAUCGCCGUCUGCAACCAUGCAUUUCAUCACAAUCCUGACGUCUGGGGUGACGAUCACAACAUCUUCAAUCCAUACCGAUGGGAGAACCCCGAGAUUGCCGCCAAGGCACGGCUGCUAAUGCAUUUCGGCCUUGGUGGACGUCAAUGUGUUGGGAAGACCAUUGCAAUGACGAAUAUUUAUAAGCUGAUGAGCACAUUGUUGAGGGAGUUUACUUUUGAACUUGCUGACAAGCAGGCUCAGGAAAAGCGCUUAUCUAGCGGGAACAUUCCGGAAUUGAUUAGUGUUGGAAUUAGCGAUCUAAAGGAGCCCUUAAUGGUCAGAGCGCAUGUGCGGGUGCAUGAGAAAGUUUAG